Molecule: messenger RNA, 3272 nt
Organism: Microcebus murinus (gray mouse lemur)
Lineage: Eukaryota; Metazoa; Chordata; Mammalia; Primates; Cheirogaleidae
Gene: TRIM69
Product: tripartite motif containing 69
Molecular function (GO): protein binding
Source: RefSeq, a predicted model, not a curated record
AUUUAUUUAUUUGUUCAAUUAUCAGAGGUUAACCUCAUUUCAUUUUUAAAUAGUGAAAUACAGGCCUGAAGUACCCCUUUGUGAAGCUUGGGAUUUGGAAUCAGAGGCUUCUAGAGAUGGAAAGGAGUCUUAGGAAUUCACAUUUUUAAAGGAGGAUCUAGUACCCAAAGGAGUUGAAUGUCUUAGCUAUGGUCACUCAGUCCUCUGGUUGGGAGACAAGGCUUCCAUCUUCUAGGCUAGUAUUCUCAGUCUUUAACCUGGCCUAAGUUUCAAGAAAGUGCAGAGGCUAGGCUUUGGUAUAAUCAUCUAUACUAAGCAUCAUCAAGUAUUUUAGCCAACAACAAAAAUAAUCAAGAUAAAAUAAAAUUAAUUUUUUUGGCUUAUAGUUUCUAAGUGAUCACCAGCAUCUCAUAGCUAUUUAUUUGACAAAGAAUUUGAUCCAACUAAUGCCAUGUACUGUCAAGGUGAGCAAGACACAGUAGUGUAGACAUGUACAAAGAUCUAGGGUGCUAUAGAAAUGUGUAAAACAGUGGUUCUCAGCUGAGGGGGUAAUUCCAACCCCUACCCCCAGAAGACAUGUUGGCAAUGUCUGGAGACCUUUUUUCAUGACUAUGGUGGCGGGUGGUACUGGCAUCUAGUGUGUAGAGGCCAGGGAUGCUGCUAAACAACCUAAAAUUCACAGGGCACCCCCCCCCCAUAAAGACUUAGCUAAUCAAAAAUAUCAAUAGUGUUGAGGUUGGGAACUCUGGUAUGGAGCCAGAAAUAUUUUCUACAAGGGUCAGGGGAGUGGGCAAAGCCUGGUGGAAGGGUGGUCACAGAAGAGUUUGAUAAAGUGAUAAUGACUGGGGCAUAGGGGUGGAGAGACCCUCAGUAGAAGGGAUAGCAUGUGCAAAGCUGCAGAAGCAUGACACAUUUGGGCAACUCCAAACACUGGGAAAAGCGUUGUGGGUAUUAAGGCUGAACAGCUAGGUAAAAGCUAGACAUUCAAGAAAAUAUAUUGAGUUAGAGGAAUCACUGUAGGAAAAAGUGGUUCUAUGAUGGCUCUUUAUAGGUCACUCAGGAGCGCAGUGCUGCUGGUGUGUAUCUCUGCAAGCUAAAACUGCUGAAGAAAGCUGUAUGAAAUAAAGCUUUUCUUAUCCUGCUUCCUUAGAACCUGGGAUUUUUUCCAGGCCUGUGUUUCUUUCUAAGAGAUAGAGUUGGGGCUAUUUCAAUGAAAUGCGAGAGGUGUACUAGCUCGAUAUUAAAGCCACACAGCUGGCAUCUUAAUGCUGUUGAUGGGAUCAUAAGCAGGGUUAAGGUAGUCAUUUAUCAUGCAUUAAGCUUAUAGGUUGAUGAUGGUGUUUAUUUCCUCUUUCAUAGAGCAGCCUAGUCCAUAAAUGGGGAUCUGUAAACCUUAAGAUUAGACUCCUACCACCCCCUCGAAUCUAAAUAAACUGCCCUCUUCCCCUCCAAAUAAAAAAAGUGGGCAGGUCAGCUAUUCCAAUCAGGGUUUCUCUUUUUCUUAAGCAAAUAAUGAUCAAAGCAACUGACAAACUGUCACGGAAUCUGUCAGAUCUCAGUCUGGUCUUGCCCCUUCUCUCCAGCUCCUGAACUUUUCUUCCUUCUGUCAUGCUCUCAGCCCAUUCCUAGCAAACUAACCAGUCCCCGCCUCCUGGUCUGCAGCCAUGCUGGGCCUACUGAGCACUGAUCCAAGUGUCCACUUCUGCCCUCUCAUGGCCUGAUGACCGAGCUUCACAAAGGUAUCCUCCAACCUCUCCUCCAACAUUGAACCAGGCAACUAUGUUAAAAUGAAUGAUACAAUCAUCCAGCUACCCUCCAAAGCAGCUAUACAAGAUAUUACUAUGGAGCUACACUGUCCACUGUGCCAUGAUUGGUUCCGAGAUCCACUGAUGUUAAGCUGCGGCCACAACUUCUGCCAAGCCUGUAUCCAAAAUUUUUGGAAGCAGCAAACAAAGGAAACAUUCUGUCCUGAGUGUAAGAUGCUAUGUCAAUAUAGCAACUGUACAUUCAACCUUGUACUUGAGAAACUGGUAGAGAAGAUUAAGAAGCUACCCUUACUCAAGGGCCAUCCACAGUGCCCAGAGCAUGGAGAGAAUCUGAAACUGUUCAGUAAGCCUGAUGGGAAACUGAUCUGCUUUCAAUGCAAGGAUGCUCGGUUGCCUGAGGGACAUUCUAAGGAGUUCCUGCAAAUCUCUGAUGCUGUCCGCUUCUUCAUGGAGCAUCUUACCAUCCAACAGGAUCAACUAGAGACAAUCUUGAGGGAGCUUCAGUCCCUGAAGAACAUGCAGAAGGAUAUUAUUGCUGAUUUCAAGGAAAACAAGCUACAUCUGCAGCAACAUGUAUCCUUGGAGUUUCUAAAGCUGCAUCAGUUCCUGCACAACAAAGAAAAGGACAUUUUAAGCGAGCUCCGGGAAGAGGGGAAAGCCAUGAAUGAAGAGAUGGAGCUAAAUAUGAACAAGCUUGAGGAGCAGGGUCUCCUAGCCAAGGACUUGUUGGAGAGCAUUCAGACACGGAUGGAAGAGCAGAACUCUUUCGACUUUCUCAAAGACAUCGCAACUUUGUUGGAUAGGUUGGAGCAAGGAAUGAAGAUAUUGGCACCCAGAGAGAUCAUCUCCAGAAAGCUGAACCUGGGCCAGUUCAAAGGUCCCAUCCAGUACAUGAAGUGGAGGGAAAUGCAGUCCACUGUCUCUCCAGGCUUAUCUCCACUAACUCUGGACCUAAACAGCUCACCAAAUUUGGUCUCUCUAAAAAACCGAACCAGUGUGUGGCAUGGUGACGUUAAGCAGGUACUGCCCGAUGAUCCAGAGAGGUUUGACUCAAUGUGGGCUGUGCUGGGCUCAAAAGGAUUCACAUCUGGAAAGUUGUAUUGGGAAGUAGAAGUAGCAAAGAAGACAAAAUGGACCCUCGGUGUCAGAGAAUCCAUCAUUCGAAAGGGCAGCUCUCCUCUAACUCCUGGGCGAUUCUGGCUUUUAAGACAGAACCCAACUGAUUUAAAGGCUCUGGAUUUGCCUUCUUGUAGUCUGAAACUGGAUGGACAAACUCAACAGGGUGGGCAACUUGGAUACGAAGGAGGGCAAGUGUCCUUCUACAAUGCUAAAACCAUGAUCCACAUUUAUACCUUCAUUAGCACUUUCACGGAGAAACUUUAUCCCUACUUCUGCCCCUGUCUUAACGAUGGUGGAGAGAAUAAAGAACCACUGCACAUCUUACAGUCAUAGUAAUUAGUAUACUAUUGUAUAAAUUCAGAGUGAUAUUAAAGCGGUAUUGAAAUA